Molecule: messenger RNA, 774 nt
Organism: Menidia menidia (Atlantic silverside)
Lineage: Eukaryota; Metazoa; Chordata; Actinopteri; Atheriniformes; Atherinopsidae
Source: the annotation of a GenBank genome assembly
AUGCCGGUUUCCCAAGGGGACGCUACUGAGAAGCUGGCUCACCAAGUCGCGGCCCAGGUUGCUGCUGCUGAUCGCAGGGUUGAAGAGGCCCCAGGUGACCCUCAUGAGGAGGAAAAGGAUGAAGCGCACAAAAGUAGCAAAGGCCACGUAAGCGAACCUGCAGCCGAAUGCCCCACUUCACCUGAGUCCUUAGCAGAGGCCACCUGCUCGUUAGACAUGGAGGACAAAGAAAAGGAGGACCUCCCGGAAGGCUUAAGCCCUCUCCCCGCGGAUGCGGCGGGCCAGCUGGAUGUCUUUGGGCAUGAUGGUGACCCUCUUGGCGUGGAUGGCGCACAGGUUGGUGUCCUCGAACAGCCCCACGAGGUAGGCCUCGCUGGCCUCCUGCAGGGCCAUGACGGCGGAGCUCUGGAAGCGCAGGUCGGUCUUGAAGUCCUGCGCGAUCUCCCUGACCAGCCGCUGGAAGGGCAGCUUGCGGAUGAGCAGCUCGGUGGACUUCUGGUAGCGGCGGAUCUCCCUCAGGGCCACGGUUCCGGGCCUGUAACGGUGAGGCUUCUUCACGCCGCCGGUGGCCGGCGCGCUCUUGCGGGCCGCCUUGGUGGCCAGCUGCUUCCUGGGGGCCUUGCCUCCGGUGGACUUACGGGCGUGGAUAUGACCGUUGCAAGGGGACGUCCCGGCUUUAAAUCCGGCGGAGCCGUGACGCAGCGUCGGAACUCCGGGCUCCUGAUUGGAGAGCGGCUCCUCCAGCGGCUCCUCCUGCAGCUGGACCCCGCCUAG